This is a messenger RNA of Penicillium macrosclerotiorum, 1113 nucleotides long. Its product is annotated as Gfo/Idh/MocA family oxidoreductase. The record is from RefSeq and is a predicted model, not a curated record. Gene Ontology annotation, molecular function: nucleotide binding; oxidoreductase activity. Bases 1 to 1113 code for a protein of 370 amino acids. Lineage: Eukaryota; Fungi; Ascomycota; Eurotiomycetes; Eurotiales; Aspergillaceae. The transcript is spliced from 3 exons. Gene Ontology annotation, cellular component: cytoplasm. Gene Ontology annotation, biological process: NADPH regeneration.
AUGUCUUCACAACGCGUACUGAGAUUAGGAAUAAUCGGUGCCGGGGAGGUCUUCCAAGUAUGCCAUGGACCUUGUCUCUUGCUGCUCUCCCACCUCUUUAAGAUUGAGUCGAUUUGCGACCUAUCGGCAAAGACAGUGGAUCACUGCGCUACUAAAUUUUUCAUUCCACAUAAGACCACCCUUCCGCAGGAGGUCAUCGACAACCCAAACGUGGAGGUUGUCUUCAUCCUGACCUCAGACGAAAGCCAUGCCCCAUUGGCCAUUGCGAGCCUCAAUGCGGGCAAACAUGUCUUCGUUGAGAAACCAGUGUCGCUGUCUCUUCCUUCAAUCCAGUCUAUCAUCGAUGCGGAGCAGAAUGCACCCGCAGGGGCCCGCGUGUUUGUGGGCUACAUGCGUCGCUAUGCCCCAAGCUUUCUUGAAGCUUUCAAGCGUGAGAUAGCAACGAUCCCAAGGAUCCAGUAUGCGCGCGUCCGUGAUUUCAGUGGACCCAAUGCCCAGUUUGUCAAUCAGAGCGGAACCUUUCAAGUCAAGAACUCCGACUAUCCCUCAGAAGCCACCGAGGAGCGCAGUUCCCGCCUGGAAAAGCUCUUCGCCGAAGCCUUUCCAAACCAGGAGAUCACGGACGAAAAGAGAAAGUUUUGUCGAUUCCUGGGUAGUUUGGGCUCACACGAUAUUUCUCUCAUGCGGGAAGUCCUGGGAUUCCCCGAAGAAGUUGCCGGCGUGUCCGCCAACGAUCCAUUUUACAGCGCGAUCCUGAAUUUCCGAAACAAGGAUGGGUCAACUUUCUCGACCACCUAUGAGAGCGGAAUCGAUGAGGUGCCUGUAUUCGAUGCCCAUAUGGCUGUCUACGGGUCUCGGAAGAGAGUGACCAUCAAAUACGACAGCCCAUAUGUUAAGGGUCUGCCUAUCUAUGUGGAGGUAGAAGAGCCGAAUGAGCAUGGCGAGAUUCAACGGCGUACCGUGUUGUCCUCUUACGAGGACGCAUAUACGGCGGAACUCCAGGAGCUGUACCAGGCACUUGUCCAUGGUAAGGCGAUCAAGUCGACGGUACAAGAUGCCAAGAAGGACCUUGAGAUAUACGAUAUGAUGUACAAGCGCUGGAAUGGGAAUUAA